Messenger RNA from Halteromyces radiatus, 720 nucleotides. Its product is annotated as transcription factor subunit Med10 of mediator complex-domain-containing protein. Gene Ontology annotation, cellular component: mediator complex. Gene Ontology annotation, molecular function: transcription coregulator activity. The record is from RefSeq and is a predicted model, not a curated record. Lineage: Eukaryota; Fungi; Mucoromycota; Mucoromycetes; Mucorales; Cunninghamellaceae. Bases 82 to 630 code for a protein of 182 amino acids. The transcript has 4 exons. Gene Ontology annotation, biological process: regulation of transcription by RNA polymerase II.
AUUUUUCCAGUUGCCCUAUAUAUAUUUUCUUCUUAGUUCUUUUUUACUUUUUUUUUAUUUUUAUUCUUUCUUUCCAGUGUCAUGCAAGAGCAGCAGCAACAUCAUGAUACCCAAUCACCUUCUCAAACUUUACCUAACACAGUGAAUGAUAGAAACGACGAACGUGAAGAAGAAACAACAGAUGAUACUCGACAAGAAGUAGAAGAACAACUACACGAUUUGCUUCAAGUCUUAUUUGAAUUAAGUGUCAUGGUAUAUGAUUUUCAACCUGAUGGCAAUAAACUUGUUUGGAACAAAAUCAAUUCUGUUCUUGACCAUUACAAAACUAUCGAUCAACUUAAGAAUGGAUUGAACGAAUUUAUACCAGAGGAAGUUAUUAGUUAUGUUGAGAAUGGUAAAAAUCCAGAUCUGUUUACUCAAGCCUUCACAAGUCGAACAGCAAGUGAAAAUCAAUUUACUCAUGGUAAAAUCAAGGCUGUAGAAAAUUUCCGAUCCUUAUUAUCUGAUGAAUUUGCCAAAUCCUUUCCUGACUUGUAUGAAAAUAACAAUGAUUUAAAUGCUCAUGAACAGCAGCAACAACAACAACAACAAGAAGGAGAAGAAGAUCAUCCUCCUUCUGUCAUAGAUUAACAUCAUACACAUUUUAUCAUAACAACUAUAUCUAUCAUCCUAUCCCCUUCCAUUUACUUCUUAUCAUCCAUCCAUACGCUUCUUUUGUUU